Messenger RNA from Chilo suppressalis (striped riceborer), 825 nucleotides. The record is from the annotation of a GenBank genome assembly. NCBI's taxonomy places the organism in Eukaryota, Metazoa, Arthropoda, Insecta, Lepidoptera, Crambidae.
CACACUUCAAUCGUCAACUGAAGAAGAUACAUCAAUAUUGAAGAUGCUCAAAUUUGAAUUAAUAUGUUUUAUUACAGUGGUUUGUGCGAGAUAUGUCAACAGCGGUUCGCCAGUUGACGAACUGAAGUCAACGAUCCAAUCAAAGCUGCUGUCCACUGGCAUAGACUGUAUUAAGGAGUAUCCUUUAUCUCUUUCCGACAUUAAAGCCUUCAAGGAGAAGAGGAUACCGAACAACAAGGACGCUAAAUGCUUCGCAGCAUGCUUAUUUAAGAAGAUCGGCAUUAUGGAUGACAUGGGAAAAUUGAAUGCGGAAAAAGCAAAAGAAAGUGCAAAGCAAGCAUUCAAGAACGAGGAGCAUACGAAGAAGACUGAGGACAUAAUCAACUCCUGUGCAGAAGUCAACGAGCAGACGACAUCAGAUGGCAACAAAGGAUGUGAGAGAGCGAAAUUGGCCUUUGAAUGUCUUAAAAAGAACGCACCUAUGCAUGGGUUUGACUUCGAUAUAUGAUGUGGGAGUUCCCUGCAAGUCACUGCACUCACCAACCGAUGGGUAUCAAGAGAAAUGGAAAUAUAAACAAAAAUACAUAAUAGCCUUGCUUAAAUUUCAUAGCAGGUUCUGUUAUUUCUAUGUUAAACCUUUGUUUUUGUUUUAGAACCACACUAGAGACAUUAAAUUAAUUUAAAGUUUAGUUUAAAGUUGAUACUCUCAUCUUCUUUAGAAUAAGAUAAGAUGCCAUUUGGAAAAGCAGCAAUAAGUUUAUUUGACGUUUAAAGUGUACUCUUUGUCAUUAUUACCCUGAAAGAUUAACACCACCCAAAAGCAGU